Nothoprocta perdicaria is the source of this 4148-nucleotide messenger RNA. RefSeq names its product RecQ like helicase 5 (gene RECQL5). Gene Ontology annotation, molecular function: 3'-5' DNA helicase activity; ATP binding; nucleic acid binding. Bases 1 to 3156 code for a protein of 1051 amino acids. The transcript is spliced from 20 exons. Gene Ontology annotation, cellular component: cytoplasm; chromosome. The record is from RefSeq and is a predicted model, not a curated record. Gene Ontology annotation, biological process: double-strand break repair via homologous recombination. NCBI's taxonomy places the organism in Eukaryota, Metazoa, Chordata, Aves, Tinamiformes, Tinamidae.
AUGGCGCCAUCAGAGCGCGGCGGCGGCGGCGGCGGGGGCGGCGCGAGCCGCGUGCGGGCCGCCCUGCGCCAGCGCUUCGGCUUCGAGGCCUUCAAGACCCCCCUGCAGGAAGGGGCGACGCUGGCGGUGGCGAAAGGCGAGAAGGAUGUCUUUGUGUGCAUGCCCACCGGGGCCGGGAAGUCCCUGUGCUACCAGCUGCCCGCUGUCCUCGCCGUGGGCAUCACCAUUGUCAUCUCGCCUCUGAUUGCCCUGAUUCAGGACCAAGUGGAUCACUUGCUGGCUCUGAAGAUCAAAGCCUGCUCUCUGAACUCCAAGCUUUCAGCCCAGGAAAAGAAGACCAUCCUGGCUGACCUAGCGAGUGAGAAGCCCCAAGUAAAGCUCCUGUACCUAACGCCAGAGAUGGCAGCUGCCUCCUCCUUUCAGCCCACGCUGAACUCCCUGGUGUCCCGAAACCUCUUGUCCUACCUGGUAAUCGAUGAAGCUCACUGUGUCUCUCAGUGGGGCCACGAUUUUCGACCUGAUUACCUGCGACUCGGCACCUUGCGCUCUCGCAUACCCAACACGCCAUGCGUUGCCCUGACUGCCACUGCCACCAAGCAGGUCCAGGAGGACAUUGUGGCGGCUCUUAAGCUCAAGCAGCCUCUUGCCACCUUUAAGACUCCAUGCUUCAGAUCUAACUUGUUCUACGAUGUGCAGUUCAAGGAGCUCCUGACUGAUCCAUAUGCAAACUUGAAGGAUUUCUGUCUGAAAGCACUGGAAGUGAAGAACAGCACUGGGGUAUACUCAGGCUGUGGCAUUGUGUACUGCAGAAUGAGGGACGUGUGUGACCAGCUGGCUAUYGAGCUGAGCUACCGAGGAGUGAAAGCCAAGGCUUAUCACGCAGGGCUCAAGGCAGCUGACAGGACUUCAGUCCAGAAUGAAUGGAUGGAGGAGAAGAUCCCAGUUAUUGUUGCAACCAUCAGUUUUGGAAUGGGUGUAGACAAGGCAAAUGUCAGAUUUGUUGCUCACUGGAAUAUUGCCAAGUCAAUGGCUGGAUAUUACCAAGAAUCUGGCAGAGCUGGGAGAGAUGGGAAGCCAUCCUGCUGCCGCCUCUAUUACUCUAGGAAUGACCGGGAUCAAGUCAGCUUCCUAAUCAAGAAAGAGCUCUCUMAAAUCCAGGAAAAGAAAGGCUCCUUGAAAGAGUCCGACAAAGCUGUGAUGACAGCCUUUGAUGCCAUAGUCAACUUCUGCGAGGAGCUGGGAUGUCGCCACGCUGCCAUAGCGAAGUACUUUGGGGACGUCACGCCACCCUGCAACAAGUGCUGCGACUACUGCAGGAACCCGGGCGCAGUGAAACGGCAGCUGGAGUCGCUGGAGCGCUGCAGCAGCAGCUGGAGCAAAACCUGCAUCGGCCCCACCGGCUCCUCCUGGGACACUUACGAUCCAGAGCUGUAYGAAGGAGGGAGAAGAGGCUGCAGAGGUUUUAGCAGGUACGACGAUGAGGAGAGCAGUGGGAAUUGGGAUGAAGCCAACGAAGAAAAUCGCAAACGAGAAUGGAACAACUUCUACAAGAAGCAAAUGAGUCUGCGCAAAGGCAAAGAACCAGAAAAGGAAGAUUUUGAUCCUCCAAGUGCAGACUGCCCUUUGAAGGAUGCCUCCAGCAGGAGAAUCUCUAAGCUCACAGUGAAGGGACGGGAACACUGCUUGAGGAUGCUGGAAGAAGCUUUGACCAAUAACCAGAAAGUUCCAGCAGCAACAGGAAAAUGGUCAGACCCUCACGCCUGUGCUGUGGAGCUGGAGUAUGAAGCUUUCCGAACCACUAAAAUGGCCAACUCCUACAAGGCAACCGUGUUAAAGAAGGUAGCAGAGAUCAACAAGGCUUCAAAAGAAGGAGAAGUAUUCUCAGGUUUUGGGUCAGGAACUGGUAGCUACAGCAGCUCAGAGGCAAAGUCUGGACAUCCAGCAGAAGAGGACUUCCUCCCUGCAUCUCAGGUUUAUUCGUUCAAACCCAAGCGCGUUGGAGCUGUGUUUCCAAAGAAAUCCAGCCUGUUCCAGACAGCUUCGGAACUGCUGAAGGUCAAGGAGGAGAGCAGUGCCAAACCUGAUGAAAAAGAUGAUGAUUGUCCAAAUGGGCAGGAGAACAGCACCUGCAACCUGGAACUGGACACCAAAAUCCCUGUUCUCCGGAAGAAGGAAAGAGCAACCAAUGCAUUGCAAGAGRGUGCUGCAGAAGAAGUACCCCUUCCUGAAAAGAAGGGACAGCAACCCAGUUCAGACACAAAAGCUUCCCUUGGGGAUAGCCCUCCUAAGAAGGUCAAACCUAGCAAGAAGCAGCAAAUGCUGGCAGAAGCAGCCAAAAAAGAAUCACAGGACAUCUCCAAGUUCUUCUCCCUCGGKAAAGCUGGAUCUAAAGUCACAAGUUGCAGCUCAGCAGAGGAAGACUGUUCUGCAAGGACACUACCUCAGGUUUCUUCUCCAAGCAUAUGUCGAGAGAAACUGGUAUCUCAGGAAAACAAAGAUGUCUCUGGAGAGAACGUGACUGGACAGUCCCUGACAGAAGAUAAAGAGUUGGAGGAUUUGGAAGGAUCACUGACUGAGAGAGAGGAGGACUCUAAGACCCAGCAAGCUGCUAAAUUUGAACUACUUCAAACAGAAACUGAUGACAAAUCCAGUGCUGUUGAAAGUGUCACAGAAGCUGAGCUAACUGCUGUUGGGGAAGGUCAGAAUGGGAAGAGAGCAGGAUCAGAUGAGGAUAUGGAAAGCCCUGCGACUAAGAGGCUACGGACAGCAGCAAAGUCUUCUAUUCUCUCCCAGCCAGAAAGCAGAAGUGUUGGUCCAGCAAAGAAGAAAGUAACUUUUGAUCCAAACAUAUCACAGUGCGACAAGGAAGGAACCAGCAAGACCCUCCAGCCAGUGACCAAAGGCAUGUCCCUCAAAGAGACUGCAGACAUCGUUGUCAAAUACUUGACGCCCUUCUACAAGGGUGGCAAAUUUGCUUCCAAGGAUCUGUUUAAGGGCUUUGCUCGGCACCUGUCCCACCUCCUGACUGAAGAGCAGAAUCCGGCCCGCAAGACUGUGAAGGAAGAAGCCCAGAGACUCAUCAAGGAAUUUUUCAAGACACGGGUCAGAUGCGAGAGCGAGAUGGACUGGCAGGAGCUGCAGAGCUCGGAAGGAUAAUCUUGGCAUCGUGGUGGCUCUUUCCCUUCCUGGAGCAGGUGGGACCAGGGGAUCUUGCUGAACUUGGCCAAGGAGAGUUCUGGGAAAAUGCAGCAGGGAGCUUUGUCCUUCCCCUGCAUUUUUGUUCUCUUCUGUCUGCAGUGUCACCUUAGUGACACACGUGUUCAGGAAACCACUUUCUGUGAACUCAGAGCGUUUCUCUGCUAACCAGGGCCCUGAAGCCCUCCAGCACAUCUCACCAGGACGUGCGGAGUCUGCAGCUGCUGGCUAGGUUAGGGGCUGCUGCCUCAGGUGUUCUGUAGUGCCUCCAACCUCUGCUCCCUGCAGCCAUCUGGGAAGGACUCGCGUUUUCCAGCUGGGAGGCUGCGUUGGGAUAACAUCCUCUUGCUCCCUAGGUAGCUGCUCCCUUUGCUCCCCCUUUUCUUAUGUUCUUAUUUCAGUGUUACCAGUAGAAGCCUUAUGCUGCAACCCCCUUCUGCUUUGCUCAGGGCCUCCAAGGAGGGAGCUGGUUGAAUUCCUGGAUGGAACAUUUUCCCUCGGAGGGCAGUGUUUUGGUUUUACCCUGUGAGCACUGCCUAGAGAAGCUCAGAUUCUUCUUGUUUUAAUCCUAACUUUGUUUUAACUGCACCCAGUUCUGCCUGCCCUCCAAUUUAAGUGCUGAUGCCUCUCAGUGUUAACCUCUCUAACAGUGGCACCAAGGUUGCUGACACCUUUCCAGCAGUCACUUGUGACCCCCUAAAGCCAUAUCUCUUCCCUGUGCCUCGCUCACAGCAUCCAGGACAGAGGGCAACACUGCUGAUACAAGGGGUUAACAUAGCACUGUGGCCCUCAAACUGAUGCUGUGCUGCCUCUGCUGCUAUAUUUAUGUAAGGACCUGACUCUUUAAAGAACCUGAUGCCCAGGCACAAGUCCUUUCUGUUGGGUUUUUGUUGGGUUUCUGCCUUUGUUCUGUGCCUGCAAGAGGAUGGUGGCCUCAGGUACUAGUGCUGCUA